AUGGCCGUCAAAGCAUUCUUCGAAAAUUCGCUUUGUGGAGGUUCAGGAGCAACCAUGGCUUUCACGGUGAGUGGCAUUCAGCAACCCAAGCGGAUGUUCCAGCCUCAGCAUAUCCAUUGCGUUCUAGCUCUCAGCAUAUUUUAUGCAACUGCAUCGCAUAGCUUGCAACAGUACGAUAAUCUCUCUGCGGACUACAACCACGUAAUCGCGAAGUUCGGCAUACUAACGUUUGACUCAGUGUUGUGCCUCCCAGAAUCUGGAUAUUUUUUCACCCCCACGUCUGCACAGCUUGUCAACGAGUAUGAUGCUCUCAACAAUGCAAUCGAGUUUUAUACCCUCAUUGUGGCUACCCUUAUUGGUACUUCCAUCGGUGGUCACCUCAGUGGCGGUAGCAGAGGUUACGGGAGCAGCAGCUAUGGCAGCCAACGGUCUUCAGGGGGACCUGGCAGUCUCGGAAGUAGUAGCUAUGGUGGUGCUUCUGGCAGCUACGGCAGCGGCAGCUUCAGUGGCGGUCACAGUGGCGGCGUCGGUGGUGGCUACGGAGUAUCCCCCCAUACAGCUGGACACGGUGCAGCACUCACCACACAGGGUGGACCUGGCGGACCCUCUGGCGGCUAUCCUUCAGGCGGAGUCGGUGGCUUCGGCCAGGGAUCCUCAGGAGGGUUCGGAGGCGCUGGCGUUACAGUUCCUGCCAAGGUGAUUGUACUCAAGGUACCAGUCGGUGACACCGGGUCGUUCGCUGCUGGACAAGGGGGACACCACAGCGCCGGAGUAGGCAUAGCUCAACAUGGACUUGGCGGUGGCGAUUUUGGAGGCAGUAAAGGGGGCUUUGGUGGAGUAGGACAUGGCGCUGGACAAUACCCUGCUGGCGGAUAUGGCAGUGCAACGCUUGGAAGUGGAAAGAGUAGUUAUGGCGCUAGUGGCUAUAGCGGUGCUGCGUUUGGCCAGGACAAGGGCAGCGUCGGAGGAGCACAAGGCUUUUCAUCUGCCGGCUUUAAAGGGGGCAAAGGAGGAUACACAGGAGCUCUCGGCGGCGCAGGUCAUGGAAGUGCUAAAGGUGCCUAUGGAGCUGGAGCUGGACAGCAAGGUUUCGGGGGUUCGUCUUUCGCUGCAGGUCACGGAGCACACUCUGCCGGCCAGGGAGGAUAUGGUGCACCGCAAGGAGGUUUUAGUGGAGGGUCCUUUACUGCUGGUCAUGGAGGACAUGGGACCAGCCAAGGAGGAUAUGCCGCAAGUCAAGGAGACUUCGGCGGAUCUCAAUUUGGAGGCGCUAGAGGUGGAGCUGCCGAUGGAGGAACUGCUUUCCAUGGAUCUGGCUAUGGAGCGGGAAAAGGUGCAUACGGUGGCGGCCAGCAAGGGUUCGGUGACGCUGAUUCCACAGGAGGACACGGUGGGCAAGCCGGAGGUCACGGUGGUCAUGCUGGCACUUCUUUUGGACCACAAAAGGGAGGUCACGUAGUACACGGCACAACCGCUUAUGGAGGAUCUGGCGGCGCUUCUGGAUCCGGUCACGGAGGAUUCGGGGGACCUGGUUUCACUAGUGGACAAGCGAGUUUUGAUGGUGGAUUUGGAGGACCGAGUGCUGGGAGCAGCUUUGCAGGCGCAAAAGGAAGCUACGGAGGAGGACAAAGCCCUCACGGCGGAGCGACCUACGGCACUGUAAAGGCGUCCUACACUGUGAGCCACUCAGGUUACGGCAGCGGUACUCAUGGAGGAGCAAAGGGUGGUUACGGAGGAGGCGCUGGGGCUUCUUCUGGAGGACAUGGUGGCGGCGCUGGAGGUUAUAAGGGCCAUGCAGGUGCCCAGCAAGGUUUCGGGGAUGCUUCUCAAGGAGGGUACGGAGGAGGAUAUGACGCUGGUCACGGUGCCAGUAAGGGAGCCUACGGAGCUGGACAAGGAGGACACGGUAGUGGAGCGCCAGGAGCCGGCGGGUACGGCUUUGGAAAGGCUGGUUACGGCAGCGCUCACGUAGGACAAGGAGGAGCUCAAAGCUAUGGUGGAAGCAAAGGAGGCCAGAGGGGAGGCCGUGGUGGUUAUGGCGCAGCUCCUACCGGUGGCAAGGGAGGAUGGAACUAAACGCGCGUUGUGCGUCGCUCCAGACGGGGAAACCAAACCACUGCCAGCUGCCCAGUAAUGUGUCAGCCGCGUACCAGGUGGAACUGACGCGAAGCGUCGAAAAUCGUCAUUGAAUUCGUUUUAGAAUGACUGUGUACUGUGUAACUUA
Messenger RNA from Ornithodoros turicata, 2224 nucleotides. RefSeq lists its product as uncharacterized. The transcript is spliced from 4 exons. The coding region runs from base 1 to 2076 and encodes 691 amino acids. The record is from RefSeq and is a predicted model, not a curated record. NCBI's taxonomy places the organism in Eukaryota, Metazoa, Arthropoda, Arachnida, Ixodida, Argasidae.